Messenger RNA from Histoplasma mississippiense, 570 nucleotides. RefSeq lists its product with no specific name. The transcript has 2 exons. Lineage: Eukaryota; Fungi; Ascomycota; Eurotiomycetes; Onygenales; Ajellomycetaceae. The record is from RefSeq and is a predicted model, not a curated record. Bases 1 to 570 code for a protein of 189 amino acids.
AUGGAAGGUUUUCUUGAGAACAUCCGCAAAACAGCGCCCAGGAAUGAUAUCCACGAUUCUCAUAACAUUCAGGUUGUUGUAGAAAAGAUCAAGGAGGAAUAUAGCAAGCCCAUCAGCGAUCCGGCCGCGGAAUCCGCCGAAAAUCCUGAAGACGAAACCUCGGAUCCCAAAACAGAAGCGGCACUGCAAACGAUUCCGCUGUGUGAAUUUCCCAUUUUACAAUCGAAAACUCCUAAUGAAAAUGAUUUUGAUAACAGCACUACAACACCAACCCCAACUUCAACCCCACUUGACUGUGCCUCUGAUAUUCAGCGAAACAAGAGUAUUACCACUUCAAACCUAACAGCCUGGAGUUCUCGAUGGGAAUCGGUAACAGCAAACCCCGGCAACACCGCAACUCCUGGUAGCUUAUCAGAUAGGAGUGAUUCAUAUUUAAAUUUGGACAACCCCAAAAGGGCAGCAGACCUCUCCUCUGAUAUACUUGGGUCAGGACCUAUACUUGUUCCUAUUAAGAAGCGGAGAUUUAGUGACGAAACUCGAGAUGAAAGGAAUGGUUUCUCCCUGGGCUGA